AGGUGGAAUUCCUUUUUCCUACACUGUAAAAAAUUUCCGGGAUUUCACAAGAUGUAACAGUAAUAUUUCACAGUAACUUACAUUAUUAGCAUUUCACAGGCAUUAACUGUGAUAUUUCACAAUAUAGUACAGUGUUGAGACUUUUAUUGUAAAAAUAAUGCCAUCAGCGAAAUUACAGGAAGCGGCUGUGACUUUCCUCCCGCGCUGGCGCUAUCUUUGAGUUUUCUCAUCUCUGCGGAUUCAGUGGUUCUUCCCACAGCAUCUCACAGCGGUAAGCUAACCACUGGGGAAUAAAGUUGUGAGAGGCAGUUUAAGCUAAAUGUGACAGAGGUAGCGGGAAAAGGCAGGACAAGUAGAGCAAGCUGCUUUGAAAAUGGAUGAAGUAAUGCUGAAGGAAUUGGUGUUGUCAUUCUUACCGGGUCUCUCUGAUGAAACUCUGACUUCACUCCUGAAUGGGUUGCAAGAACUUGGUGUGGAAAACAAGGAAGACCUUGCUUUGGUACAAGAGAAAGAUAUAGUGAAAUACAUUCGACCUAUUCAGUGUCGAAAGUUACUCCAUGGCUUUAAAGGACUUGAAAUAGUUCAGUUGGAACUAUUUCCUGUUACCUCUCCAACUUUUGCAGCCAGCACCUUGAACACUCCUUGCACCAUACCUGUCAGAACUCAAGAUACUAUUUCGUCUUCAUCUUCACAACUUGGCAAACCAUGGCAUGCAGACUUCCAGGUUAACUGGGAUAGGAUGCCAGCAGCAAUUGCAAGAGCAUUAGCAAAUAAAACAAGACCAUCCCCCAGCGAUAGAAAAGAUAUGGUGAAGGCAGUGGUUGAUCAGAUGCUGGAACAUGACUCUAACCCAUCCAGAGCAAUUUGUCACAAUAUUGUUCGAAGCAUUGUAAGAAGCCAUGCAAAUUGUUUUGCAGAUGUUGCAAAAAAUGGAGACAUUCUUGGAGAUGGUUGUUACUCUCUUUUGCAACAAAUUAAAACUCGAGUGGAAUACAAAAACAGGAACAAUACUCUUGUGAGACGACGCAGAGAGAGAAGGCCACAAAGUAAGGGAGCAAAUGAAGGCAUGAUAAGAGGCCCUGUAGAUCAGUAUGGCUGUGUAAGGUGGAGUCCUGUAGAAUUUCCUCCUGGUGAAACUGAGGCAUCAUUACAUGCCAUGAAAAGUUAUCUCCUUGACAUCUACUCAGAGGAAGGCAUAGUUGGUGCAGAGAGAGCUGAACCUCUGAUGGAGAAGACCUACGUCAUCCAGCGACGCUAUCUUAAUAGUAUGCCUGCACCAGCCAUUGCAGUGGUUAUGGAGAGAUGGCCGUAUCUCUUCUCACUAAAAGGUAUUUUUUCACACUUCACUCUUCUAACGGAUGUCCCUAUCCUUAUGAAGUUGCGAAAGGCCCUGGAUAAGAACUACAACACCAUCCUAAAGUUCUUCCAAGGAGUCAACUACCAGGGAGUGAAAGAUGUUUUGGCUACUUUUGAACCAGAGGCAUCAGAUAAGACUGCAAUCGUUCUACUUCUUCUGAUGGCUUACUUCAAAGAGCCAAAGGAUUCCAUUGUGCUUGAUGUUGAUCCUUUUGCCACAGCCACUGAUAUUGAAAGGACUGUGACACUACCAAGCACCCCUUGCUUGAUUGUCCAAGGUGACACAUUGACGCCGAGGGCAUGGAUGCUGUCGCUGGAGGGUCAAGUGGUCAUGGGACCUCACCCUGACUUUACAACUGGUCUGGCGGCCACUUUUGCCAGCUACUAUAAUUUUAAUUUAAAGUAUGCUGACAGCGGUUCUUGCACUCUGGAAUUCAUUCAAAGGCGAUUUUUGGGCAUUAAUCCGGAGACAGGCACAAAGUCAAAGAAGCAGAAAGGACUCAUCAACCAGCAAGUCUGUACAUUAAUAAGAAAACUUAUUGAUUUUGAAUGGAUGUCAGUCUAGUGUGAUCCAAAAUUUUGUUCUUUGUUUAGCUAGGCAGUUAUGCACUUUGACACUUACUAUGUUCUUUGUUUAGCUAGGCAGUUAUGCACUUUACUACUUACUUUGUUCUAUAUUGUCUCUUUGUUCAAUAAAGAAACACUAUGCUGUAAAAAGCCUUGUUGCAAUUACAUUUUAAUGAAGUUGAAUCAACUUGAAAUUACAAUUCACUUAAACUUUUUUGACAGGUGAGGAGUUGCUAUUAAUAAUAAAAAUAAACUUAAAAUAACUUAAGCUAAUUAAAAUUCAUUUUUAUAAUUUAUAGCAACUCCUCAUUGGUCAAGAAGGUGAAAUUUAAUAGUAACUUCAAAGUAAAG
Molecule: messenger RNA, 2274 nt
Organism: Silurus meridionalis
Lineage: Eukaryota; Metazoa; Chordata; Actinopteri; Siluriformes; Siluridae
Exons: 9
Coding region: 374-1921 (515 amino acids)
Source: RefSeq, a predicted model, not a curated record